UUCCGUUUUAGAGCGGGUAUCCUUCCUGCCAGUGUUGGUAUGGUAUUCUGUUAUUUUUUUCGGUGGGCGAAGAGAAGUGUAUUAUUUAAAGUGGAUUAGUUGAAACAAAAGGUUCCGGCCUCGCAAUGAUUGAAGUGGUGUGUAACGACCGUCUGGGCAAGAAGGUCAGGGUGAAGUGCAACCCUGACGACACGAUCGGAGACUUGAAGAAGUUGAUAGCUGCUCAGACUGGUACCAGGUGGGAUAAAAUCGUCUUGAAGAAAUGGUACACUAUAUUCAAGGACCAUGUAUCGUUAGGAGACUAUGAAAUCCAUGAUGGAAUGAACCUGGAGCUGUAUUACCAGUAGACAUACUGAGCCACAAAUUGCUUUAGGGAUGGUAAAAUUCCUCAGUCCUUGCUGAACUCGCAGAUGUAAACCCUUUCUGAACAUGCAAGUUUGUAUUGAAGCAGCAAAGAUACAUUUUUUUCCAUUGUUAAUGAUUAGGAAGUAAAUUGUCUCAACAUCAGGCUUUUGUUCUGCUAAAUAUUUUGUUUUGAUAUUGUUUUAAAAAUAAAAUCUGGUAUUUAUAUACAA
Messenger RNA from Lepisosteus oculatus (spotted gar), 575 nucleotides. The record is from RefSeq and is a predicted model, not a curated record. NCBI's taxonomy places the organism in Eukaryota, Metazoa, Chordata, Actinopteri, Semionotiformes, Lepisosteidae.